Molecule: messenger RNA, 2452 nt
Organism: Serpula lacrymans var. lacrymans S7.9
Lineage: Eukaryota; Fungi; Basidiomycota; Agaricomycetes; Boletales; Serpulaceae
Exons: 12
Coding region: 1543-2205 (220 amino acids)
Molecular function (GO): calcium ion binding
Source: RefSeq, a predicted model, not a curated record
UGAUAACAAUACGGAAGCCAACUGACGUUCAUAAGUUCGGGGCUGCUCUAGGGCUGUAUUUUUGGCGAGAAACCAGGCUAUUGAUGUCUUGGGGGUACACCCCAACUAGUAGAAGGAGCGACAAACUUGUCAACAUGGUCUGCUGCGCCGCUCCAAGCGUGGGUUAUUCACCGAAGGCACAUCAACCUGCCUGCCUGCAAUUUUUUGGGGGAUUCUCAAGCUGAUGAAGCUCAAAUCUAUUGAAACCGCGGUGAAAAUUUUACCUCUCGGAUGCUGAACAACCAUGACAAGGGGUCGUGAUGGUCGCUGCAUUUAUCAAAAGCACGCACGCUCACACCCCGGUGGCACCAUACGCCUUUUCGUACCUUGGUCUCCCGGUGUUAUAUGAGGUGCGGGUGGCGGUGACCUGUAGCCUCUUAUGCGACGUAUUUUACCAGCAUUAGUCGAUAACCCUAGCUUACCAUUCGACAGGUCCCCCCACAUGCUUGUGGUCAUAUUGGCGUUUACGCAACAACAGCGAACGUGCAUCCUGGAACACUUAAAUGUGUACAACGAUUACUGAAGAGCCCUUUGCUCCGCAGGCGUUAGAAGAAGACCGGGGCUUGGCCACUGCUAUAAUUUUACUGUAUUCAUCAGUGGGACCUUCGCAGUUAUCCGCUGAGGUCCUUUGUUUCCUCCGUACCACUGGGGAUUCAUAUCGAUUCGGGGGCCAACAUGUCGAGGCACAUAUGAUAUCGAGAGCAACGAUCACCGAUACUGAUCGGUCCACCACCUUGAAGCGUCGCAACCUAGGCUCCGUGCGUUGGCAGAGAUGAAAUUUUGGUAACCGAUCAGUUUUGCACAAGGUCGCUGAAAUAUUCUUUGGCCUUGAAAUUCCUCUCGGACGGCGUCUUCAAGUUGACGAUAUUAUCCAAAUGGACGUCAUCAGCGGACGGAAAAACUUCUUGCUCCAUUGAUGCUCCUUGGUUCUUGUAUUUUUAUUCCAGCUGACCGCAUAAAAGGACUUGUAGUCACCCAUAUCCUUCUACCGGAACUUCAGCGACCAAGGUAGCCGCUUCGGACCAUCGUUAUGACUCGGAAUUCCGGGUUUCAUUCGAAGCAAGAGCCGCUAUCGCCAAUGGGUCGACUAAUGCAAGAGCGUGAAGCUGUGAGGAUAUAGCGUCUAGCACAGUGCUAUGAAAAUUUAAGAGUCUACGGUUCCAUCAUAGGCGGCACAUAAUUGCAUCGCUAUUGGGAAGUCGGGUAUAGUAGUAAGCGGACUACUUAAUAUGUUAGUGGUACCCCUGGUUGUUGAGAUCACGACACCAUCCCAAAGCUAUGAGGCGCAGUUACUGCGACUCAUCAAGCUCUUGGAGAGUGACAAAGUACUUUGAGCCCCACAGGCAUACUUGCAGAAUAGCAGAGGGAGCUGAAAUUGUACUUUGACGCCGCCACGUAUUCAGCCAGCGCUUUCAGCCACAGCCACCCACCGCUUUUAUACUUGUAGUCAUAUUUCUUUGGCUGAUUCCCACUUUCCCUCUGUGAACGCUUUAACCAAAUCAAAUGUCCUAUUACUCUGGUCCAUCCCCCAAUUACUCUGUGGAUCGCGCUCACUCGCAUUCUAGUUCACAUUCUCAGCACCGACAUCACUCGCAUUCUUCACGACACAAUUCUUCAUUGUCAUAUGGCCCCCCAGCGGGCGCAGACCCCCAGCUAUGGCAAUGGUUCACUACCGUCGACACCGAUCGUUCUGGUUCUUUGAGUGUAAACGAGCUGCAGAGUGCAUUGGUGAAUGGAAAUUGGUCCAAAUUCGACCUAGACACGGUGAAGAUGCUCAUGAACAUCUUUGAUACGGAUCGCAGCGGAACCAUUGGCUUUUCAGAAUUCGCUGGGCUGUGGAAAUACAUCGCUGAUUGGCAGCGUGUUUUCAAGCACUUUGAUAGGGACCAAUCAGGGUCUAUCGAAGGGCGGGAGUUGGCCGAGGCACUACAAAGUUUCGGAUAUAACCUCUCUCCCCCCCUCCUCACAAUGUUGGAGCACAAGUAUGCAUCAGGCAUAGCAUCUUCCUACGGUCCACCCCCUGGGAUCACCUUUGACCGAUUCGUAAGAGCCUGUGUCACGGUGAAGACAUUGACAGAGGCGUUCCAACGCGUUGACACCGACCAAGACGGCUGGGUACAGUUGAGUUACGAAGAAUUCAUGAAGAUCACUCUGUCAGCACCUUGAGACUCGGACGGGAGCAAGGACUCGGAACAACAUCGCACGGCCAUCACAGUCUGACCUUGUAUCAUUGCAUUCUGUGAUUGUAGUACGGUAUACCAAUAUGCAUCAAAGAAUUCUGUGUUUGAUGUAUUAGAUUUCCCAUAUGAAAAUAACAAUAAUGUACCAACAUGUACUACGUAUACAAAGAAAUCCGAGAUGUAGUGAUGUGCAACAUGGUUCUAGAAACCUACAAUACAGAUCAACGUGCGCC